CUCUGUCUCCAGUAUAAAUGUCACAACAGAACCCAUUUCAAAGCACUAAGCAGGAGCACCAAAGCUCUUCUCAUCCUUGUAUCCAUCGAUAUGAAACAUAUCCAGAAUAUGGGACAGCACCCCAAAGGCCCAUUGCCGAUCCAGAAAUAGGGAUGAGUUCAACGUCUGCAAAUAAAAGAGCAACAAUGAAGGCGGCAUCGGAUACAGCUAUAAAUGUAACAACUAUACCGAUCGACUUUACUAAGUGUAACAACACAUUUAGGUCUCCUCUAUCUCCUGCGCCUCCAUCUUCUCGACCUCCAUCCUCCCCUCCUCUUGAGCCCCAUGAUCUUAUUGGCGACAAGAAUGAUUCAUGGUUCAACCGGUCACGCCACAGGAUCGGGCAUAUUAUCGAAAGCAAAAUGACCCACAUCAUAAUCCUUACCCUAACGUCGAUUGAUAUUAUCCUAGUCAUGCUUCAAAUUGGCGCCAGUUUACUUCAUCUUGAUGAGACUGAAAAGGAGCAUUGGACCAUAUUAAUGUUUGAACAUACGUCACUUGCUAUCGUCAGUCUCUUUGUAGUGGAAAUCCUUCUCAAGCUGUAUGCAUUCGGUCCGUUGUACUUCUGGCGAGGAACCAAGCAUGGAAUCCUGCAUCUACUUGAUGCAUUAAUCAUAUUGACGUCAUUCAUCUUAGAAUUAGUCCUCAGAGGCGCUGCAGUAGAACUCUCCGGUCUAUUGAUCAUCUUUCGAUUAUGGAGAAUUAUUAAGCUCACAGGAACUGUAGCUAUCGAAGUCUCAGAGCAUGAUGAGGCUCGAUGCGCGUCAUUAGAGGCGAGGAUCCAACAGUUGGAAAGAGAAUUGGAACAAGCACAAUUGAAAAUUCAAAGGCUCGAGCGUUUGGAUUCACAUACCGAAAACAGCAAUAAAUCUCACUAAGGACAGGC
Lobosporangium transversale is the source of this 925-nucleotide messenger RNA. RefSeq lists its product as hypothetical. Gene Ontology annotation, cellular component: plasma membrane. The record is from RefSeq and is a predicted model, not a curated record. The coding region runs from base 18 to 917 and encodes 299 amino acids. The transcript has a single exon. Lineage: Eukaryota; Fungi; Mortierellomycota; Mortierellomycetes; Mortierellales; Mortierellaceae. Gene Ontology annotation, molecular function: voltage-gated proton channel activity. Gene Ontology annotation, biological process: proton transmembrane transport.